Ctenopharyngodon idella (grass carp) is the source of this 2192-nucleotide messenger RNA. RefSeq names its product ras homolog family member V (gene rhov). Gene Ontology annotation, molecular function: GTPase activity; GTP binding. Lineage: Eukaryota; Metazoa; Chordata; Actinopteri; Cypriniformes; Xenocyprididae. Gene Ontology annotation, biological process: small GTPase-mediated signal transduction. The coding region runs from base 242 to 946 and encodes 234 amino acids. The record is from RefSeq and is a predicted model, not a curated record. The transcript is spliced from 3 exons.
GAUUUGUGUUCUUUCCAUUGAGGCCCGUGACUGUGGUGGGCGUGGCUAUGCAAAGUCAAGCCUCUCCACAUCGCUGAUUCAAAAGGAAUAGAGGUCCCGUCACAGAUCAGAGAGAGUCAAUUCAGCUUUUGAGCUGUGAAAGUAAUGAGUCACUCAUCAGUCUCAACAAAGACGCCAAUCAAUACUGUGGAGUUUAAAAAGUUUUCCUGAAGACGUUUCUUCUUGGCUUUAAUUGUUGGACAUGCCACCUCAAAUGGAUUACUUUUACCACGAGUCAAGAGUUCCGUCCGUGUGCUUAGAGCAGGACGACGCGCUGGAGCCAGCGAUCAGCUGUAUGCUGGUUGGGGAUGGUGCGGUUGGGAAGACUAGUAUGAUUGUCAGCUACACCACCAAUGGAUACCCCACGGAUUACAAACAGACGGCUUUUGACGUCUUCUCGGGACAAGUUCAGGUAGAUGGGACCCCUGUGCGGAUUCAGUUGAUGGAUACGGCUGGCCAGGAAGAAUUUGAUGAAUUCAGAUCUCUGUCUUAUGCACACACGGAUGUCUUCCUCCUCUGCUUCAGUGUGGUUAACCCCACAUCAUUCCAGAACAUUACCAAGAAAUGGAUCCCUGAGAUUCGUGCGUGUAACCCAUCCUCCCCCAUCAUUUUAGUUGGAACACAGUCAGACCUUCUGUUGGACGUUAAUGUUCUCAUAGACUUGGACAGAUACAAGGUCAAACCCGUGUUCAGCUCACGGGCACGGAGCCUCGCUGAGAAGAUCAGGGCCGCCGAGUAUGUGGAGUGUUCGGCCCUGACCCAGAAGAACCUAAAAGAGGCCUUCGACGCGGCAAUAUUCGCGGCUAUUAAACACAAGGCCAGGAAGGUCAAAAAACGGAGGCUGUCAGACAGACGAGCUAAAGCUUUUUCCAAAUGCAGCUGGAAGAAGUUCUUCUGCUUCAUCUGACCCUGUGGGUCAAAAUGUGUGAACUGUUUACACGAGAUAUUAACUUAUUUUGGACAAUGUGUUUACUUAUGGUCAUUUAGCUUUAUUUUAUGGGCGGAGUUGUUUGAUCUUUGGGGAACUUCCCAGGAACGUUUGAGUUGAGUGACAUGUGAGAGCUGUCGCGUUGCUCAACAAACCGUUUAAGGAACGUUUUAAUCAUACAACCUGUAUAAGUAAUACAUGUUGUAAGAUUUAUAGACCCAUUAUGAAGAAAGAUUAGAGAAAACUACUCCUUAAAUCAUUUAUUGUUCACAAAGAGCACCCACCAUAUGUAAAUGAAUGAAUUUGCAUGAGCUGGUUAGCUGCCUAUUCAAAGCUUGAAUGGCGCUCACGUGGAUGUGUCUCUGAUGGUCGAGGGGACAAGAGCGGGUAUCUGUCUUAUCUCUUUUGUGUCAGGCACUACUUAGACAGACUCUUUCAUAUGCAAGAGCCUGAACUAAAGCUGAUGUGUGAGUUGUCUCCCUCUUUAGGUGCUUGUGACCAUAUAAAUCCAACAUCACCCUUACAAUGAUUCAGUCUGUCCUCCUGAUAAAUCUUAGCUGGCGAUUGUCUUGCAAAUUGGCAAGAUAAGAUUAUUAGGCUUGUGUGAAAAAAAUGGUUUCCUGCAUCCGGGGAAAAUUUGGCAGGGUUGUUCCUGGUUUCCUAAGACAGGUUUAGCGUCCUCUCUUGUGUGAAUGUAUUGUGAGAACGCACACACAGAUGAAAGUAUAGCAGCCCAGCCCAUUUUGUGGAGCCGUAGCUCGGUUAUGUUUAUUUUUUUUAAUAUUUUACUGACAGCAUGUACUUCUCACAGAGUAAACAGUGCUGUCUUUGUUAUAAAUGUGCUUCUUGUGGAAGAUAUCUUUUUUUUAAAUGCUGUUUGUUUUUAACAGUUCUGUUUUAACAGUUUUAACUGUUCUGUUUUGAUGCCUCAGGCAAGAAGGAUGUACCGCUUUCAACAUUUUAUCUGUCUGCCUUCACUAUUGUUUUGCCUUUUGAUCAAAUUCAAGCAGCACUUUUAAACAGCUUCUCCUUCAGUGUUUUUUUGCAUUAUCUGGAAAUAAAUUUAAAGGGCAAAAUACAUUUCCAAUGCUGUUUUUACAAUGCAACUAUCCAAGUCCUUUGUUUUUAUCCUGCUUUAAGUGUUAUAUGUGAAAGUUGUUUAUUUACAUAAUCUUAAAAUGUUCCUCUUAAAUAUCAAAUAAAUGAACAACAUGAUGAAAUUGGA